AUGAUGUCCAUGAACAGCAAGCAACCUCACUUUGCCAUGCAUCCCACCCUCCCUGAACACAAGUACCCGUCGCUGCACUCCAGCUCCGAGGCCAUCCGGAGGGCCUGCCUGCCCACGCCGCCGCUGCAGAGCAACCUCUUCGCCAGCCUGGACGAGACGCUACUAGCGCGAGCCGAGGCGCUGGCGGCUGUGGACAUCGCGGUGUCCCAGGGCAAGAGCCACCCGUUCAAGCCGGACGCCACGUACCACACCAUGAACAGCGUGCCGUGCACGUCCACGUCCACCGUUCCGCUAGCGCACCACCACCACCACCACCACCACCACCAGGCGCUCGAGCCUGGCGACCUGCUGGACCACAUCUCAUCGCCGUCGCUCGCGCUCAUGGCCGGCGCAGGUGGCGCAGGUGCAGCGGGCGGCGGCGGAGGCCCGGGCGGUGGGCUGCUAGGCGGCUCGGCGCACCCGCACCCGCACAUGCACGGCCUGGGCCACCUGUCGCACCCGGCGGCGGCCGCCGCCAUGAACAUGCCGUCGGGAUUACCACACCCGGGGCUGGUGGCGGCUGCGGCGCACCACGGGGCGGCGGCGGCUGCUGCUGCGGCGGCAGCAGGGCAGGUAGCGGCGGCGUCGGCGGCUGCGGCCGUGGUGGGCGCGGCGGGCCUGGCGUCCAUCUGCGACUCGGACACGGACCCGCGCGAGCUCGAAGCGUUCGCCGAGCGCUUCAAGCAGCGGCGCAUCAAGCUGGGCGUGACGCAGGCCGACGUGGGCUCGGCUCUGGCCAACCUCAAGAUCCCGGGCGUCGGCUCGCUCAGCCAGAGCACCAUCUGCAGGUUCGAAUCGCUCACGCUCUCGCACAACAACAUGAUCGCACUCAAGCCCAUCCUGCAGGCGUGGCUCGAGGAGGCCGAGGGCGCGCAGCGAGAGAAAAUGAACAAGCCCGAGCUCUUCAACGGCGGCGAGAAGAAGCGCAAGCGGACUUCCAUCGCUGCGCCGGAGAAGCGCUCCCUCGAGGCUUACUUUGCGGUGCAGCCCCGGCCUUCAUCCGAGAAGAUUGCCGCCAUCGCCGAGAAACUGGACCUCAAAAAGAACGUGGUGCGGGUGUGGUUUUGCAACCAGAGACAGAAGCAGAAGCGGAUGAAAUUCUCUGCUACUUAUUGA
Messenger RNA from Chrysochloris asiatica (Cape golden mole), 1155 nucleotides. RefSeq names its product POU class 4 homeobox 1 (gene POU4F1). The record is from RefSeq and is a predicted model, not a curated record. Gene Ontology annotation, molecular function: DNA-binding transcription factor activity, RNA polymerase II-specific; RNA polymerase II cis-regulatory region sequence-specific DNA binding. The transcript is spliced from 2 exons. Bases 1 to 1155 code for a protein of 384 amino acids. Lineage: Eukaryota; Metazoa; Chordata; Mammalia; Afrosoricida; Chrysochloridae. Gene Ontology annotation, biological process: regulation of transcription by RNA polymerase II.